AUGACGCGUUUUGGGUUUUUCUGGAAUGUCUUAUUGACGUUGUUGGGCAUUGUCCAAACCGAUUCUACAGGCGGAUCGCCGAUGCCGAAGCUUCGAAUUUUUAAUUUGUUAGAGCCGAUCCUGGACCUUUUCAUCCCAGCCUCAAAUUUUAUCUCUAAAUAUUCCAUAGUGUCAAAAUGGGAGGAAAGAUAUCCGAAUCCGGCCCUUCAAAAAAUUUCGACUCCGAAUUCGGUUCAUCAAGAAAUUCCAAAUUUUGACUCUAAAUCCUGCCUUUUCGAUUUUAGGUUCCGACUCCCUAAAACAUUUUUCAGCUUUUGCAUCAUAAAUUUGGCUACCCAUUUUGCCCACCCCCCCGUGGCUGUGCCCGAUAAGUCUCAAAGACUCCUCACAGCCAUCCCGUGCCCUUGA
Messenger RNA from Helobdella robusta, 408 nucleotides. RefSeq lists its product as hypothetical. The transcript is spliced from 3 exons. The record is from RefSeq and is a predicted model, not a curated record. Lineage: Eukaryota; Metazoa; Annelida; Clitellata; Rhynchobdellida; Glossiphoniidae. The coding region runs from base 1 to 408 and encodes 135 amino acids.